GUGGAAUUCUUAUUAUGAUGCUUUGGUAGAAGUUGAAAGCUUUUUAACCAAAAACAGAGAUAACCUUGCUAUAACUUUUGAACACUUCAAACUGAAGAAACUCACUAGUGUGGAAGAGGAAUUUUUGAGGGAAUACAUAAAGAUCAUGAAGCCACUUACUCAAGCUCUUGACGUCUUUCAAAAUGAGGAAAAUAUGUCAGUUAGAUGUGUUCUUCCCGUCCUCUCGUUAUUGAAGGAAAAGAUCAUUGAGUUCAAAGAAGACAGAAACAUCAUACACUGCGCCGCAUUUGUGACCAGUCUGUUAAAUGGCAUAGAAAAAAGGUUUCGAUCAUUCCACGAAAACAACAGUUUCCGUCUUGCAUCUAUAAGUGACCCCCACUUUAAAUUCUCGUGGGUUACCGAGGAACAGAAAAUUGAAGACAUAAAACUCCUUAAACAAGAAGUUAACAGACGCAUCAGCAAUUUGGCAAAUGAAAGCAUCGAGGGUGACGACGCAACCACAGCACAUUUAAGUGGAACUUCUUCAUCACCUAGGAAGAGGUCUCGGUUCUUGGAUGGAUUGCAAAGGAAAGCUUCAAUAGAACUAAACGAAGUGGAUCGCUAUAUCAAUGAUGGCUGCGGUGUUCUUGAGGAUCUCAAUCGCUACCCAACAAUCAAGCAAAUAUUCAUAGAGUACAAUAGUGCUUUGCCAUCUUCUACAGCGUGUGAACGUCUCUUCAGUACUGCAGGGUGGAUUUUUGUACCAAAGCGUACAAAUUUAUCAGAUGCUAAAUUUGAUAGAUUGGUUUUUCUGAAACAAAACGGAAAAUCUUCGAGAAACUGGAAGACUAGUCCUUCUAAAACCAAUUAGGGCAACCAUUUCUGUUUUAAACUUCUAACUUUUUAAGCCAUUAAGGCAUUAAGUAAGAAUAAAUAAGGAUGCAAUCCUUAAAACAAUUAAGCCUUUUUUGUUGAAACAAGAAAUGUAAUGUAUUUCAUUAAAAUACACGUGUUU
This is a messenger RNA of Daphnia magna, 994 nucleotides long. RefSeq lists its product as uncharacterized. Lineage: Eukaryota; Metazoa; Arthropoda; Branchiopoda; Diplostraca; Daphniidae. Bases 146 to 850 code for a protein of 234 amino acids. The record is from RefSeq and is a predicted model, not a curated record. The transcript has 3 exons. Gene Ontology annotation, molecular function: protein dimerization activity.